Messenger RNA from Candoia aspera, 3464 nucleotides. RefSeq names its product PILR alpha associated neural protein (gene PIANP). The record is from RefSeq and is a predicted model, not a curated record. Gene Ontology annotation, biological process: regulation of immune response. The coding region runs from base 683 to 1603 and encodes 306 amino acids. Lineage: Eukaryota; Metazoa; Chordata; Lepidosauria; Squamata; Candoiidae. The transcript is spliced from 7 exons. Gene Ontology annotation, cellular component: membrane.
GUCCGUGGGAAAAGUGUAACGUUGGUUGCAAAGAUGUUAGCCCCCACCAGCACCACUCCCCACGCCGUCCAGGGGAACUCCAAGCGGCGGGGAGGGAGCUCGCUUGCAACCGCUACACGCCCGUCCCCAAAAGGUGGGACCCACGUGCUCUCUGUCCCCGGCGCCCGAGGGUCUUCCCCCUGCGCCGAUAACCCCGCCCGCCCCGCGCGCUCGUCCCUCUCUGCCCGCCGCUCUUCCGCCCGCUCAGUCUCUCGCCAGCAGCGAGAGCAGCAGACACCCCACGCGCGAGUCAGUCGCUCGAGGGGGCGGCCUAUCGUGGCACGCAGCGCAGGGCUCAGCCAGCAGUCGGAGGGUUAACAGGGACCGACGUGUGAGCGAACCAGACAGAGAGACGGACAGACAAGACAGCCGCUGCGAGGGAAGAGGCUGGAGCAGGCGGCCCGCCACCGCCUCUGCCUCCUUAGCCUGCCUGGCCAUGGAAGGCGACGCCAGCUGGAAGAAGGGGAGCGGCAGCUGGACUCCUCCAAGGCUAGCCGGGUCCCUCGGCUCGCCCGCCAAGCCAUCCAACCUGAGUAUGGAUUGGAAACAGGCUUCUCCCAUCCCCAAAACAAAGAGGACACUUCUCACGAAGUGAAGAAUAUGAGACUCAUUUACACCUGUGGAAAAACUGUUGCCUCUAGCUAUGGAAACUAGUUUCUGCCAUAGGAGGUUUCCUCUGGUCUCCUGCUUCCAUUUGUUGCAAUUCUGGCCAUUCCUCCUCCUAGCCUCAGCAGUUCCAUUGCACAGCGCCUGGUCUCUUCGGACCCGUGGUCUUCUGGCAACCCGGCCAUUGUGCAGCCAUCGGAGCCCCUCGGCAUCCAGAUCUUUUUGCAUCUGGGAUAAGAACCUGCCCACAGGGAAAACAGGAUUUCACUCUACCUCACUGCGGCAGCGACCCAUGGUUUCCGAAGGGGCUAGCCAACGCCACGCCAUACGGCUGAGGCGUCAGGCCCAGGGGAUCCGGCCUGCUACCCCGUCUGGCUUUGAGGAUGGCCCAUCCUCAUCUCAGUACCCCUGGGCCAUCGUUUGGGGUCCCACAGUAUCAGUUGAUGAUGGAGGUGAUGCCAGCUCUGCCAACCCUGGCUUCCCACGUCUGGAUUACGCCUUUGUUUCAUCAAAUGGAAUGGCAACAGCACAACCAAAUUCUCACUCUUUGCUACACAAUGAAGGGCUCAACCUGCGUCAGACCCCAGCCACACUACCACCCUUCCUCUUUGGACCUCGGGGAGAAGGUGUGGACCCCCAACUCUACGUCACCAUUACAAUCUCUGUCAUUAUCAUCCUUGUUGCUAUGGGAAUAAUACUCAAGUUCUGCUGGGACCGGAAUCAGAAGCGCCGUCACCAUUCUAGCCAGCAAAGUGAAUUGCAGCAGCAGGAGAGCCAGCAGCCAUUGACAGACCUGUCGCCUGCCACAGUCAGCAUCCUGGGACCCUACAGCGAUUCUCAGGCUCCGACACCAGAGAUGGUGGAAACUGGACAAGGAUUGGAAGGCUUGGAGAAGCUGGAGGGUCUAGGGAAGUCCAGCGCCUUCCAGCUCAACAGGAUUCCACUGGUGAACUUGUGACUGAGUGCACUAGAAGGAAUAGGGCUUGAUGUCCUUAUACUGAGCUCAAAUGCUGAAUCUUCAAGGGAGUCCCAGAGAAAUGGCAGCCCUUUCUUUAGUCCCAUCCUCCUGCAAUGCCACUCCUGGCGCAACAGAAGAGUUAUUGUGGACCCCGUUGUGUCAUGUCCUUCCACCAUCACUGCGGACCCGACCAAAACAAGGAUGAGCUCAGGUCCAACCUGCCAGGCUGGGCUUCACAGAGCCCCUUGGUGCACGGUGAUUGGGGCAGUAUCAUGCAAGCAAAGCCCAGGGGAGGAACAAGAGGAUGAAAAAGUUACUAGCAUCAUAAUAAUUUUAAUGUGUCUCCCUUGUAUCUUGACACAAACAGUUGCAUACAGAUAUUUAUUACUAAGCAUGCUUGAUACCAAGAGGCAGAAUGCUGUGUGUCUUCCCUUCCUCCCCAACUCCUGUUCUUUUCUUCUUCAUGUGAUCUGAUGGGUCUUCCAAAAGGGCAGUCCUCAGCAUCACUUUUUGGGGGGGAGGGGGGACGAUGAGGAUCUUUAUGCAUUACAGGAAUAAACGCAUAGGAAGCGAAAGCAGGAUGAAGGAGAAUUAGAUACAAAGAGUCAGUAACAAACAGCACACCACACUCAGUUUCCUAUGGUGGUUUUCAAAUUAACCUUUUCUCUAGAAUUGCCAUCCCUUGUUCAUCUUUUUUCUAAAUUGUGUUCAAGUAUCAUACUGAACCAUAGGAUCUGGUUAAUCCAAAUGUGCCACUUGUAAGCAUUAGUUCCACCCACCCAUUUCCCUUUGAGAACCAUGGCUUGUUUAUAGUUAACUGAAACGGAGCAAACACUUCUGUCCAGAGUUAAUCAGAGAACACAGCCACAAACAAACAAAGCCAUGGCUACUUCAAUGAAACAUCUGCAAGAGUGGUCUGUCUAGUAAGGACAGGCUAACCAUAACUGAAGCUUUGAUAGGGCCUUGUGCCUCCCAUUAAAUGUUUCCUGGCUGCAGGUGCGGUGUGCUUGAUUGCUCCAUAAUGAGAAUAGAUAGGAGAUAAGUGAAAAGCUAUUAAUGGCCCUCUGAAUAGCGUCUCUUCAACCCAAUGCAGUCUUUGUUUUGACAGCAGAACAAAAAUGCACUGGUGGGGUUUGUUAGUGGUGUUUUUGUCUUUAAAAAAAUAUUGUGGAAUUAUGUCCCCCCUCCUCUCCAUGGCAGAAAACUAGCUAUUGAGGAAUUAAAAAAGGAAAUUGCUAGUUUAUAUGGCUAGGAACUUUCACUAAACAGAACCUUUUUGUGCACAAACAUGGUAAGACUUUCUUGAUAGCGGCAAGCGUUGCUCCUUUUGUAUUAAGAGUAUGUGUAGAAUCUCUGAUUGAUUUAAUGUAUUGCCAACUGCAGCAGAGCAAUUCCUUAGCACCACUAAUGCACUGUAGUAUGUAAACAACCCAUACCACCUGUGUUCUUGAACCUUUAAGCACAUUCCUUGCUAUAGCUAUUGAGCCAAGAGGGCAUUUCUUUUAUGUCCCCUUCAUCUGCCCUUCUGAGGCAUCUCUUCCAUUCUAUUUCUGGUUUUCCCACCACGGUUACUGGAUCAGGCUUGCCUGUCUUUAUGCUCCCAGUGAAAACAUUGGCUUGCAAUAAGUGUGGCCUCUCAAAGCAUUGUAAAGUGCCAAAUGCAUCUCUUCUAGGAAGGGAUUCCAAAUCCGAUAUAUCGCUGCUGACAGUGUUAUGUGGUGUAUGUAGUGUGCAUUGUGCCCUUCCAACUAGGAAUGUACUUGGAAUAAGAGUUUCAGGUGGAGAUUUUAAGAUGGACACCCCAAGAGUUAUCAACCGCAUGUAGCCACUGGAGCCCCCUAAACCUGCAUUACUAAACAUU